UUGGAUGUGUGGGCAUACUAGGAAGGACCGCGUGAGGAAUGAGACAAUCAGACAAAGGGUGGGAGUAGCACUUAUUGAAGACAAGAUGCGGGAGUCGCGCCUACGGUGGUUUGGUCAUGUGCGUAGAAGACCGAGUGAUGCACCUAUUAGGCGAGUUGAGAUGUGUGGAGAAGAGGCAGGGAAGAGAGGGAGAGGAAGACCGAAACAGACGUGGGUUAGGGGAGUUCGAAGUGAUAUGCUUCUUCUGGGGUUGGAUGAGGGCAUGACUUUGGAGAGAACUAAGUGGAGGGCGGGUAUUCACGUGAAGGAGUGAUCUUGAUAAUCUUUUUCCCUCAUCUUUUUUUUUUCCUAGUUUUUUUUAUCCUUAUAUAUAUAUAUGCAUUAUUUGCAGCCUUUUUAUUUUAUCAUUUUUAUAUAUAUUCAUCUUUUUUAUAUUAUCUUUUCAUAAUAGCAUAUCUUUUUAUCUUUAUUCCUUCUUUUCC
This is a messenger RNA of Cuscuta europaea, 482 nucleotides long. The record is from the annotation of a GenBank genome assembly. Lineage: Eukaryota; Viridiplantae; Streptophyta; Magnoliopsida; Solanales; Convolvulaceae.